AUGGCAUCUAGUAAUCGCUUCCUCUGCGAUUACAACUGUUACUUGAUCGUCUCUACAUCUAAGUACACGUCUUACUCCAGUGUGUAUGACGAGAAGGGCAGUAAGAUCAUCGAAGACAUUGCGCUUGAAAUGGAGAAAUUGCUUAUAGCCAAGGUGGAGGCUGUCAACAUCCCAUACCUAAAUGCGAAGAACUUGCUAAGUAGCAACGACCUUGAAGUUAUUGCGGAAAGCGGGAACCCGAACGUGGCGGAGAUGGCGCGCGAGUCGAGGUCACUCACUUUAACCCCUGAUCCCAGGUUGGCCAACACGCCCGUGAGCCAUGAGUUCAGUACCGUUCAGGUUCCCACCAACGUGUACGACAGAUGCUUAAAAUGGCCAACGAACAAUGCGGAACUGGGUAUCGACACGUUUGACUGUCGGGUUCGGAGCUGGUACCUCAUGGCGGCCACUUGUCCUAAGAACGUCAUCAUAUUGCUCGAUGUCAGCGGCAGCAUGCAAGGGCAGCUGAUGCAAAUCGCAAAGAGUACCGUGAAGCAUAUUCUAAACACACUCGAUGACGACGAUUACUUUAAUUUGAUCUUGUUUUCAAACACGGUGCGAUACAUUGACGGAUGUUUCAAUCAAACCAUGAUGCGGGCAAACAUAAUGAACAAGGAAGCAGUGCUCGACCUCGUCGAGGAGCACAAGGAGACGAAGGAGAAGGCAAACUUCGGCCUUGCGUUUGAAGAGGCGUUUCUACUACUGAAACAUAGAGAGGAAUCCGAACGGGCCUAUCCAAAUGACCUUUGCAAUAAAGCUAUCCUACUGAUUACCGACGGUGUUCCGGAACAUUACUCCAACGUGUUCGAGAAGUACAACUGGCCUUCCAAACCGACGCGUGUGUUUACGUUCCUUCUCGGGCAUGAGGUAGGCGAUACCAGGGAAGUCCGUUGGAUGGCCUGUGCUAACAAUGGUUAUUACUCGCACAUACAUUCUCUGGCUGACGUACAAGAAAAUGUACAGAACUACAUUAAAGUGCUCAGUCGACCGAUGGUGAUCAACCGCUUCCACAAUCUGGUCUUCUCCUCGCUCUACCAGGACCACAUGUCUCAUCUGAACAAAGAUACGGGUCUCCAGUUUAUGACAUCGGUUGCAAUUCCAGUGUUUGACACAAAGAACGAAACGCAUGGAGAGGGCAACCUUCUAGGUGUCAUGGGUACAGACAUUCCAGUGUCAUCAUUUAAAGAUCUUGCCCCUUCUUCAAAGUUGGGGGCGAAUGGCUUUGCGUUCAUGAUCAACGAGAACGGCUACGUGCUGCUUCAUCCCGAUUUUAAGCCUUCCUGGAAGACUUCCAAGCUGAAGGCGAACACGAUGAACCCAUUCUACAGAAACAUAGACCUAACGGACGUAUUUAAUCCGGACAACAAGGACCAAUUUAAAGAUCCUGGUGAAUGUGACAGUAAGAAAGAGCUGUUCACGAACCUUGUACAUGAUUGUUACCACAUCAACAACAUCUCUAAAAGAUGGGGCCACUUUGGGGACGCCGUAGAAAAACGCAAUGUUACCACGGUUCAGUCAGACGCUUUAGAACCUGAUAAACUUAAUUUAACAAGUUUUGGUGUAAAGCUUCUUUUCUUCGCUACAAGGAAUGGAUUAACGAAAUACCGCUCGUCAUCUACAGAUGCAACCGGUUUUAUAACGAACAACACGGACACGUUGGAUGCCGUCUAUUACCGACGGGCGAUGGAAGGCGUCGAGAUGUUGGAGGGGCAGCCGCGUUACAGAUACACGUACUCUGUGUUAUUAAACAGGGCGUUCAGCAACGUUUCCACAAUGGUAACGAUAGUGGCGCCUGUCGCCCGGGCGGAAAACAACAUGCGUAGUAGACUCAGCGUCGCCGGCGUGGUCGGCAUGCAGAUGAAGUACGAGGCUCUGAGUUCCAGAUUCUUGCAAGAGACGUCAUAUGGGCCAGUGAACUGCGCAACUAAUGGGUUUAAAUGUUACUUGGUGGACAACCAGGGCUACAUAGUGGCCUCCAAGACGCCUAAGGACCAGGUUGGGAAGUUCUUCGGUGACGUAGAGAAUAGCGUGAUGUUGCAGCUCCUCAUUAAUGGUGUUUUCUACGGCCACGAGUUCACGGAUUACCAGGCGCUGUGCGAUAUUAAAGAAUCCCAGACAGAGUCAAACGCCGCCAGCAUGUUGCUCAAUCCAAUAAAAUCCUUAAUUAGAGGAAUCGUUCUAUUGUUCACGGAAUUCGUUAUAAUGAUCUCGGAGUUUAGCCUAAGUUCAAUCAUCAACAACAUACGUGGUGAUGACAGUCUAGAGUACGAUCACCACGACCUCAACCACAACUGUUCAUCGUUCAGAGAGGAAUAUGAUCAAAGCGAAAAGAGCCUAUCUGAGCAACUUGCCUACAAUCAGCAGGUCCUGAUGUUGUGUGCGAAUAGCAACAGCAGGGGCAAGGUGGUUUCUCAAAAACCGUGCCACAAGACGUUCAUGCUGUAUAGGGCCAACUUGUCAAUGGUCACCCUCCCGUUUUUGGGCAAUAUAUCCGGCUGUAAAUAUACGGAAGCAGGAGAUUGCCACUCUCCGGAUGUCCCCGAUGUCGACGAUAUCGACAGAAGAUGUCCUCGAAUCCAGAAAGAUAAGUUGAACAUAUCUUAUAUUUAUCGCGUAUGAGGCAAAGCAGGACAAAUGUGUUUGCUUUUUAUGUAUUUCGGACUGUUGGUAAACCUCGUUCAUUUUCUGUUAUUAGUUCAGCAGUUCCAUCCGUUCGUGAUGAUGUCACUUGGAAUUGUAAAAAAAAUCCCGUUUCCAUUAGUCGUUUUUUUAUUCUGGAAUUCCCUUCGCCCAGCGGAAAAACAUGUGUAGGGAAUGACCAUGAGACUUUUUCUUAGGCCUUUCAACCCCUACCUCAGAUUUAUGUUGUCAGUAACGUUCAGUUAAUGUUCCGUUAGUGAUUUUUCAACCCGCUUUUUAACAACGAUGUUAGUUAGUUUACUAAAAGCUGUUAUAUCAUUUAAAUACUUUUGAAUAUGUAGAACAAAAAAAAUCGUUUUGUUACGUGGCGAUUUCGUAUUUAU
Molecule: messenger RNA, 3062 nt
Organism: Dreissena polymorpha
Lineage: Eukaryota; Metazoa; Mollusca; Bivalvia; Myida; Dreissenidae
Product: voltage-dependent calcium channel subunit alpha-2/delta-3-like
Exons: 26
Coding region: 1-2658 (885 amino acids)
Cellular component (GO): voltage-gated calcium channel complex
Molecular function (GO): voltage-gated calcium channel activity
Source: RefSeq, a predicted model, not a curated record